AUGCGCCACCCCCAGUUCGGUGCCGGGCCUCGCGGGCGAGAAUCGUGCGCCGGUGCCCUCGGGCUCGGUGCGAUGGAAUCGCCUGUCGCGACGAUUUCCGAAGCGGUAACGGAUCGGAAUCACCAGGGUCGAGCCGCGGCGUUCGCCAUGUUCCCGCAUGUCUUGGACAUGGAGCCCCGCAAAACUCUAGGCGCGGCCUCGAGGAAGCCAGCGAUGUCCCCAAAACGGCGCAGCAUUCUGCGUGUCAAAGAGGUGUCAGUGGCGGGCCAGGAACUAUCACAGCAGGCCCUCGACGCGCGCAACGCAAUGUCCGAUCCGAUGUUAUUUUCCGAUACAGCAUCGUGCCGAACAGGCUCUAUCACGAAUAGUGAGGUCGAGUCCGCUUUCUCCGGGUCCGGCACAAUCACCGAGUCUCCCUCCCACUCCCUAAUCCUGCAGGCGAGUGACCCGCACCCAGGGAUGAAUUACGAUCUGGGACCAUCCGAAGUCUUGUCCCAAGUGGGAUCGUGGGAUGAUUUGCGUUUGCCGGCCCCGGCGAAGGCUCAGACCGCUGGUUCCGCCAUUGCUCCUACCAUUGUUCCCAGCACCACCUCGCGCAAGAGAAGCAGUCGUUCGAGAUAUGGAGAUGGCCCCGAUGACGACGAUGACACAGAAGAUUUGCGCAAGAGUCCAAAGAGACAAGAUAACACUGAGCCGGAGAACCAGCAGCGCUUCGCUUGUCCGUUUUACAGGCACGACCCGUUCAAGUACACGAGCUGUCUCAGUUACAGCCUGCGGCGGAUAAAGGAUGUCAAGCAGCACAUUUAUCGAAAGCACGGCCCGCCACUCUAUUACUGCGCUCCGUGUCGAGACCGUCUCCUGAUCCGCCUGACAUGGGAGAGAAACCAGCGGGGCAUCUUGGAGCCUAUCCUCGCGGAAAAUCAAGCUCUGGUAUCCUCACCUAUGGCAGACCAUGAUCUCGAGACGGUCGUGAUCAAGACCAUGACCCAGGUCCUAAACCGCUUCAGGGAAGAAAGCCUGUGCCAGCUCAGCCAAGCCGCAUCCCCGGAUCCCAGUUCCCCGCACACAACCGCCAGUUCCCCAGAGCCUUCGAGCUGCGCGCCAAUUUACAACCGUAAACCCCCAUCCAAACAGCUGCAUGCCGUGUCUGAAGUACCGGGCAACCUCACGGCCCUCGGCGUGCUCGAUGAUGUCGUGUCCGAGUAUACCAUGCUCGGGGGACGAAAAUGA
Molecule: messenger RNA, 1230 nt
Organism: Parascedosporium putredinis
Lineage: Eukaryota; Fungi; Ascomycota; Sordariomycetes; Microascales; Microascaceae
Source: the annotation of a GenBank genome assembly